AUGACUGUUGCUUUAUGUUUCUAUUCAAUGCUAUUUAUGCGUUUUGCUGUUCAAGUAAAACCAAAAAAUCGACUUUUGUUUGCCUGUCAUUUUGCUAAUGAAUGUGCACAAUUGGUGCAAUUAGCAAGAUUUCUUAACUACAAAUAUGGUACACCACAACCGAUGAAACAAUAUCAAGUUCCAUCAACUGCUAGUAUACCAAAAACAAAUACACCAACAUCCGCUCAACUUACACGUCCUACAUAA
Rotaria sordida is the source of this 246-nucleotide messenger RNA. Lineage: Eukaryota; Metazoa; Rotifera; Eurotatoria; Philodinida; Philodinidae. The record is from the annotation of a GenBank genome assembly.